Messenger RNA from Pieris rapae (cabbage white), 1582 nucleotides. RefSeq names its product putative peptidyl-prolyl cis-trans isomerase dodo (gene COMMD4). The record is from RefSeq and is a predicted model, not a curated record. The coding region runs from base 173 to 643 and encodes 156 amino acids. Gene Ontology annotation, cellular component: nucleus; cytosol. The transcript is spliced from 2 exons. Gene Ontology annotation, molecular function: protein binding; peptidyl-prolyl cis-trans isomerase activity. Lineage: Eukaryota; Metazoa; Arthropoda; Insecta; Lepidoptera; Pieridae.
CAAUUGACAUUUAUUUCUUGGAGUUUGGUGGGUGGCGCUAGUACUUCCCUUUUUGUUUCAUUGUAGAAUUUAGAAAUGAUUAUAAUUUAAUUUAAUGAAACAAGUGAUCUAGAAUCUUAGUGUGAACCCUAUACUUUAUUACUUAAUCUUCUUACCAUAGCGCUCAAUAAGAAUGCCCAAUGACAAAGAUGGACCUUUGCCCGAAGGAUGGGAGAUGAGGAAAAGCCGAUCAACAGGUAUGGCUUAUUUUCUCAACACUUAUACAAAGAAGUCCCAGUGGGAACGGCCUGAUGCCCCUGCCGACCCAGGUGAAGUCAGAUGCAGCCACAUUCUUGUUAAACAUGCGGGUAGCCGUCGCCCCUCCUCGUGGCGUGAAGAAAACAUCACUCGUAGUAAAGAAGAGGCUCUGGAAAUCCUAAAGGGAUAUAGGAAGCAAAUUGUUGCAGAAGAAGCAACAUUUGUUGAUAUUGCUUCAAAGUAUUCUGAUUGUUCUUCAGCUAAGCGUGGUGGUGAUCUUGGUCUGUUUGGUCGAGGACAGAUGCAGAAGCCAUUUGAAGAAGAGGCUUACAAGCUAAAAAUUGGUCAGCUCAGCAAGCCUGUUGAAACUGACUCUGGAGUUCAUAUCAUUCUCCGAACUGCUUAGUUUGUCUUAAAAUUAUCUUGUAAUUUUGUAAUGUUAAGAAUGACAUUUUAAAAUAAAGUUAUGUAUAAAACUAUUAUUGCAUUAUAGCUUUAUACAUGUAAUAUUAUAAAGUAGUUAUGAAAUAUAUUUUGUAAGGUUAAUAAUCAGCCUGCUCAGAACUCUAUAUAUAAGCCGCAAAUAUAAUUAAAUUUUUUUAGUUUUCAUUAUUUUCAAGAAACAUGUCUUAAGUGUUUUAUAUGGGUUUGAGUGACUAUAAUAUUUUAAAACUUGUACUAGAGGAAAAUAACAUGUAUUCCAGCCCAACCUUUUGUAUUCACGUGAAUAUAGAAAUAGUAUAGGAUCACAAAAUGUGUGCAACAAAAGUUGUAUCUUAGGAUAUAGGAGGUUCUUAAUGUAUGUGUAUGUAUGCAUAGUUAGGAAUCACUUUAAUGUUAUAUUUUAAGUUAAAUGUUGCUACAUUAGUUAAGUUCUUUGAAUAUUAUAAGUUUCAGAAAGGAUAUGGCUACAUUUAUAACAUUUUAAAACAAUUAAUUUGGUAGUUUCAUUAAACACCGUCUAAUAUCUAGGUAUUCAAUAUUAUCUAAAUAUUGAAUCCUAAGCAUGUAAAAAGAUUAAUUGAAAGUAGCCAAAGUUUUUCUACUGUUUUUGUAAAUGUAAGCUGGUUUUUGACUUUUCAAGGAAAUGCUUGAAAAUUUAAUGUUGUACUUUAAUUACAGUUGGCACCAUUACUCUAUUAGAAAUAUUAGUCUAAAAUAUUGGCUUACAUCAUAUUCGUAACUAAAACUGAAUAUCUUAAAGUCAUAUUGUAAUGUUUAAAAUUGUAUACACUAUUGAAUUUCAUACUGUAACUGAGUAGUGGCGCCAUCUGUUUUGUGAUUCGAUAAAAUAAUAAUUUUAAGAUGUUAAGUGUAUUGAUUUAAUAAAUUUCAUGUAGAGGAA